AUGGUUAUGGCAACGGCUAUCCUUGACAACCAUCAACAUGUUACUCAUAAUAAUCAUAUGCUGAUGAGGAAGCCGCUUUUGACGGACUACCUUCACAACAAUGUCUCUGUUGAUCCAAAGAAGCUAAUUGGCGAGGCCCUUCACAAUCGCGCCGAGUCGGUUGAUCAUGAAGACUGCGAACCUGGCGAUGAGGAUACCUUCUUUGUCGCCGACCUUGGCGAGGUCUAUCGACAGCAUCUCCGGUGGAAGAAGAAUCUGCCUCGAGUCAAACCGUUCUAUGCCGUCAAGUGCAACCCGGACCCCCAGGUGCUCCGUCUUUUGGCCGAGCUCGGAACUGGGUUUGACUGCGCCUCCAAGGGCGAGAUCGAGCAGGUGCUGGCCAUGGGAAUCACUCCCGAGCGCAUCAUAUAUGCCCAGCCAUGCAAGACGAACUCGUACGUGCGCUUCGUUAAGAAUGCUGGCGUCAAGCAGAUGACCUUUGACAACGCCGACGAACUGUACAAGAUUGCGAAGCUCUACCCCGAAGCUGAGCUCUUUCUGCGCAUAAUGACCGACGAUGCGUCCAGCCUUUGUCGCCUGAGCAUGAAGUUCGGCGCCGCCAUGGAUACCACAGAAGGCCUGCUGGCUGUGGCCAAAAACCUAGGGCUUAAAGUGGCUGGCGUUAGCUUCCACGUUGGGUCUGGUGCUUCCGAUCCCCUUGCUUUCUAUAAAGCUGUUCGGGAUGCCCACACCGUGUUCCAGCAGGCUGCCGAGCUUGGCUUUGCCAUGCGCACCCUCGACGUGGGCGGUGGAUUCUGUGGAGAUACCUUUGAGCAGAUGUCAGGUGCUCUUCGAGACGCCUUGAAUGAGUUUUUCCCUGCAGGUAACGGUAUCGACAUCAUCGCCGAGCCAGGCCGCUACUACGUUUCCUCGGCCUUCACCAUUGCCUGCAACAUCAUUGCUCGCCGCACCGUCGAGGAUCCUACUCUUGAUGGCAAGGGCUACAUGAUCUACGUCAACGACGGUGUCUAUGGCAACUUCUCCAGCAUCAUGUUUGAUCACCAACAUCCGGUAGCUAAGAUCCUCCGAUCGAAUGGACGCACUCUCUACCAUACGGCGCCUGCCAACGCCUGCAACGCUGGCGAGGGAGCCGAAUACUCGAUCUGGGGCCCCACCUGUGAUGGUAUUGACCGCAUCACCGAGAGCAUCCGUUUCGAGACUAUCCUCAAUGUUGGCGACUGGCUUUACUUUGAGGAUAUGGGCGCGUACACCAAGUGCUCGGCCACCAAAUUCAACGGAUUCUCCAACUCUCAUGAUGUCAUUUAUGUGUGCAGCGAACCUGGAGCCCAGUUUUUGCUGAACAUGUAG
Molecule: messenger RNA, 1347 nt
Organism: Metarhizium album ARSEF 1941
Lineage: Eukaryota; Fungi; Ascomycota; Sordariomycetes; Hypocreales; Clavicipitaceae
Product: ornithine decarboxylase
Exons: 2
Coding region: 1-1347 (448 amino acids)
Cellular component (GO): cytoplasm
Molecular function (GO): ornithine decarboxylase activity
Source: RefSeq, a predicted model, not a curated record